Messenger RNA from Drosophila kikkawai, 4127 nucleotides. It is a transcript of the gene Sur-8, whose product is annotated as leucine-rich repeat protein shoc-2. Gene Ontology annotation, molecular function: protein binding. The record is from RefSeq and is a predicted model, not a curated record. Gene Ontology annotation, biological process: positive regulation of Ras protein signal transduction; signal transduction. Lineage: Eukaryota; Metazoa; Arthropoda; Insecta; Diptera; Drosophilidae.
AUCAACAUUGUUAUCGGUGCGGAACAACAAAAAAGAUGUGUGCAAAUUGAAUAAUAACAAUAGUGCGUGCGGGUGGUCUGAUCGGAAAAGAAGAAACCAAGACUAAGAAUAUAAAAUCAGUUUUAUUGAUGGCGUUCCAAGUGAAAUAAGGUAGAGCAACGAGUUCCUCCGGCUACGGCUGCUGCUGCUGUUGCUUGGGCACACUUCUGGGCAACGCAUUGUCGCCGCCGACCGCAAAGCUGGGCAAAAUUAUGAACUUGUGUUCCUCGGGCGCAACGGCAUCGACCACAUCGUUAUCGUCCACGGGCCAGGCGGAGAGGAGCGGGGGAGUCCCAGGAGGAGGUGCUGGAAGCGGCGGAGGUAUCGGUGGCGAAGGAGAAGGUGGAGGUGGUGGCAGAGGUGGCAGUGCCAGCGGCGGCGGCGACACAGGUCCCUCGGAGGCCACACACUGCUUCGGCGGAGUCGGUGGAAGUUCCGGUGCAGAGGAGUUGACCAACGCGAACAGCCCGGCCAACGGAGGAGUAGGAGCGAGUGGAGCCACAGGUGGUGGCCAACAAUCGACUGGCAGCAACAAACACAGCCAGCAAAACAACGAAAACAACGCAACCAUGCCGCCCGAGACGCGUCCCAAGAUGGUGACAGUCAAGCAUCCGGAAUCUAACAAGCCCAAGCCCACCACCAAGAAGAGCAAGCCCAUCCAGGCGGACCAGGACGUCAUCAAGGCGCUGCAGAGAUGCCGAGACGAAGGCAUCAAGCGCUUGGACCUAAGCAACUCCUCGAUCACUGUGAUCCCCAGCACGGUGAAAGAGUGCAUCCACCUGACGGAGCUGUACCUGUACAGCAACAAGAUCGGACAGCUGCCGCCAGAGAUCGGGUGCCUGGUGAGCCUACGCAACCUGGCGCUAAACGAAAACUCGCUUACCUCGCUGCCAGAGUCCCUGCAGAACUGCAGCCAGCUGAAGGUGCUGGAUCUGCGGCACAACAAGCUGGCGGAGAUUCCCCCGGUGAUCUAUCGACUGCGCAGUCUGACCACUCUCUACCUGCGCUUCAACCGGAUCACCACGGUGGCCGACGACCUGGGACAGCUGGUCAACCUGACCAUGCUGAGUCUGCGGGAAAACAAGAUCCGGGAGCUGGGCAGUGCCAUGGGGGCGCUGGUAAACCUUACCACGCUGGACGUGUCGCACAAUCACCUGGAGCAUCUGCCGGAGGACAUUGGUAACUGUGUGAACCUCCGGUCCUUGGACCUACAGCACAACGAGCUGCUGGACAUACCCGAUAGCAUCGGGAACCUAAAGUCCCUGGUGCGUCUGGGCAUGAGGUACAAUCGGUUGAGCAGUGUGCCGGCCACCCUGAAGAACUGCAAGAGCAUGGACGAGUUCAAUGUGGAGGGCAAUGGCAUCACCCAGCUCCCGGACGGAAUGCUGGCCAGCUUGAGCGGGCUGACCACCAUAACCCUGUCGCGAAAUCAGUUCACCAGCUACCCGACUGGCGGACCGGCGCAGUUCACCAACGUUUAUAGCAUCAACUUGGAGCACAAUCGGAUUGAUAAGAUCCCCUACGGAAUUUUCUCGCGGGCCAAGGGCCUCACCAAGCUGAACAUGAAGGAGAAUAUGCUGACUGCCCUGCCCCUGGACAUUGGCACCUGGGUGAACAUGGUGGAGCUGAACCUGGCCACCAAUGCGCUCCAGAAGCUGCCCGAUGACAUUAUGAACCUGCAGAACCUCGAGAUACUCAUCCUGUCCAACAAUAUGCUCAAGAAGAUACCGAAUACGAUUGGGAAUCUGCGAAGGCUGAGGAUCCUGGACCUAGAGGAGAACCGCAUCGAGGUGCUGCCCCACGAGAUCGGACUGUUGCACGAGCUGCAGCGACUGAUCCUGCAGACCAAUCAGAUCACGAUGCUACCACGCAGCAUCGGCCACCUGGGCAACCUGACUCACCUGUCUGUUAGCGAAAACAACCUGCAGUUCCUGCCCGAGGAGAUUGGGUCGCUGGAGAGCCUGGAGAAUCUGUACAUUAACCAGAAUCCCGGCUUGGAGAAGCUGCCGUUUGAGCUGGCCCUGUGCCAGAACCUCAAAUAUCUAAACAUUGACAAGUGCCCGCUGAGCACUAUUCCGCCGGAGAUCCAGGCGGGCGGACCGUCCCUGGUGCUGCAGUGGCUCAAGAUGCACUCGCCAUACCGCCAAAUGUGAGAUGUGGACGGCGUCUGGCGCACCGUCUACGUGGGCAGCGACUGCUACUAUCAGUACGAGCUGCAGGCGGUGAGCCAGGCGCCCGGUGGAGGUGCUGCAGGUGGUGGUGGAGCUGCCGCAGGAGGAGAAUCUGGCGGAGGGUCCUCCAGAAGUGGCGACCGACGCUAACGGUGCGAUCUCAGCUAACGGGCGAGAGAUCCUGUCCCCACACAUUCUUCAACCCAAUCCUCUAGGGGGGAAACUACAUUGGUUAGGUGCUACUUUAAGAAUUUUUUAAGUUUAAUUAACAUUGAAAUACUUUAAUUUUUUUUUAAUAUUUUAAUUAUUAAUAAUAUACAUAAUUUUAAUUAUUCAUUUGUUACUUUCAAUCACUUUAAGUUAAAGUUAAAUGUAAAAUUAAACUCUUAAUGGAAUGAGCAUGUUCUUCUCUGUUAAUCGUUAAAUUUAUUUAGUUUCUUUGGAAUUUUUAAUCUGCUGAAUAUUCAGAUACACAAAAAUCUUAAAAACAUCAUUUUUAAAUGGUUCCCUUUUUUUAGUUUAUUCUCCUUAACAUUAAUAUUAAAAUAUCAAUUUGUAAACCUUUUCCUAUGUGGUUUCACCCCCUUGACCCCGACUGGAGUGCGUUGGCUGACAAAAUGAUAGCUUUAACACGUUAUACCAAUGUCCCGCGUAUUAUAAACUGCCCCGAUUUGCUUUUUCUUUCUGUGUUCAAGUCCAGUCCAGUUCAGAGUCCACAGUUUAGGUUUUAUCUUAACUCAUGCUUCCAAAAGCUAGUCAAAAAUAAAUACAAAUUCAACACGCGAAUCGAAACGAAAGUGAAUUGAAAGCUUUAAACCUUCUGUUCGAUGUUUGGUCAUAGAGAAAGCUAAAUCCAAUGUUCAAAACUACACAAAAAAUACGCAAGCGCCAAGGAAUUGUUUGAAAACAAAAACAAAAAACAUAAGAGUGGUUAAGAAAUUAUUAAUCUGUAUACACAUAAACUAAACCGUAGACGUAUUUUGUAUAAGCAAGCGCAAAGAAAAAUUAAGCAACAAGUAUUAAACUGUGUGUAAUUUGUUAAAAAAAAAAAGAGAUUGCAAAUGUAUGUUUUUUUUGUGGUGCCCCAAAUAGAUCGACAUUUUAUAUGUUAGUCUAAGCGUAAAUUAACCACAAUUUAAAUCAACUGCAGCCAUUUGCACUAGCGAAAGAUAAUGUCGUAUACUUCAUGUGCGUCGUCGUGUGUCUGUAAUUAAUUUGAAUGAAUAUUUUAGAUGAUUUCAAAGCAGCAUUUAGUUACCAUAACCAUAAUCAACGAUAUGUGUAUGUUUGCAUGGAGAGAAAAGCAAGUUAAGAGUAAAUUAAUAUCGUAUAAUGGCACUUAACUGAUAAGCGGAAAAGAUAUUUAGGAGAUAACAUGGACUCAUAGUUGUUGUUCUUCUGGGAAAGAUUGGAUUUAACCAUAAAAAAGAUUGGAAAAGUGUUUUGACAAAGCAAGUUUCUUUGAAAAAAUUAAAAAUAAAAGGUUUUAAUUAUGUUUACGAUAUUGUAUACGUAAAUACAUUCUGUUCAAGACACUUUUUGAGUAACUUUAAGGCCGAUCUGUCACGUUAUCAGCUCAAAAACAACUUAUUUAGUUUUAUAUGGUAAACUACAUUUCUUGAAACACAAAACAGAGAAGAAGGAUACAAUUUCCAGCUACUCUCCGCUGCAAUGCAACGCAAAUGGGCUUUAAACUCUAAACAAAUCUUAAAUCAAUAAAUCAACGAAACUAACUUUAACUGUUGUGCAUCCAAACAAACAUAUUUACACAACUUUUACACAUCUAUUUUUUGAAAAAAAAAAAGAAAACAAAAAGUAAAAGAAAAGAGCCAACCAAACACUCGAGAUACUAUACAUACGUAUUUAUUUCAGUCUCCAUGGGAUAUGCAUAGUAUGUACAUAUAUUUUUCAAACAAA